Molecule: messenger RNA, 516 nt
Organism: Acanthamoeba castellanii str. Neff
Lineage: Eukaryota; Discosea; Longamoebia; Acanthamoebidae
Product: Ferritin, Dps family protein
Exons: 5
Coding region: 1-516 (171 amino acids)
Molecular function (GO): ferric iron binding
Source: RefSeq, a predicted model, not a curated record
AUGGCCCAAGUGCAAGUGCAGAGGGAGCCCGUCGUGCCCAACAUCGGCCUCAACGAGAAAGUGCUCUCCGAGACCGCCUUCGUCCUCAACACCGCCAUCUCUGACGAGGUGAUCUUGGCUCUGCGUACGACCAACUACGCCUACAACGUGGUGGACCCGAGGGCCGCCAUGUUCAUCGACCUGUUCAAGACCCAGUUCAAGGAGCAGGAAGUCCUGGCCGACAAGAUCGCCCGCCACAUCCGCGGGCUGGGCUACAAGGUGCCCAACCUGUCGGAGAAGCUCCGCUUCACCAGGAUCGACGUGCCCAAGGAGGGCGAAUGGCCGGACUGCAACACGAUGAUCACCAACCUGCUGAACAACCACGAGACCAUCGUGCAGAACCUCUGCAAGGACAGGGAGAGGGUCAAGGACCUGGGGGUGAAGGCGAUCGAAGACCUCAUCCUCGAGUGGGCCUGGCAGCUCCGCACCCACAUCCAGACCCAGACCGGCGGCACCGGCGGCAAGGCCCAGCACUAA